Molecule: messenger RNA, 435 nt
Organism: Molossus molossus (Pallas's mastiff bat)
Lineage: Eukaryota; Metazoa; Chordata; Mammalia; Chiroptera; Molossidae
Gene: LGALS2
Product: galectin 2
Molecular function (GO): carbohydrate binding
Source: RefSeq, a predicted model, not a curated record
AUGAAUGGCCUUGGGGAGUUCAUGUGUAGUGUUCUAGGAUAUAAGCUGGACUGGGAGGGGAAAUUUGAGAUUGUGAACAUGGACAUGUAGGUGGGGACAGGCCUGAAGAUCAAGGGCCAGAUGGCCGAUGAUGCUGAUGGCUUGGUGGGUAAUCUGGGCCAGGGGACAGAUAAGCGGGACCUGCAUUUCAACCCACGCUUUGGUGAAUCCACCAUUGUCUGCAACUCGCUGGACUGCAAGGGGCAGGAGCAGCGGGCAGAUCACACGGGCCUCAGCCCUGGGCCAGAGGUCAAGUUCACGGUGGCCUUCGAGGACAAAUCCAAGGUGAAGCUGCCAGAUGGGCACCAGUUGACCUUUCCCAGCAGGCUGGGCCACAGCCACCAGAGCUCCCCGAGUGUGCCGGGCGGGUUCCACAUCUCCUCCGAGCUUGGCUGA